Bubalus bubalis (water buffalo) is the source of this 3229-nucleotide messenger RNA. RefSeq names its product zinc finger BED-type containing 1 (gene ZBED1). Gene Ontology annotation, cellular component: nucleus. The record is from RefSeq and is a predicted model, not a curated record. Gene Ontology annotation, biological process: regulation of transcription by RNA polymerase II. Gene Ontology annotation, molecular function: DNA binding; protein dimerization activity. Bases 141 to 2264 code for a protein of 707 amino acids. The transcript is spliced from 2 exons. Lineage: Eukaryota; Metazoa; Chordata; Mammalia; Artiodactyla; Bovidae.
AGCGGCGGCGGCGGGGCAGCCAUGUCGCCUUUGUCCGCGGCGCGGGCGGCCCUGCGGGUGUACGCGGUGGGCGCGGCGCUGAUCGUGGCGCAGCUGCUGCGCCGCUGCGUCCGGGGCUUCGUGGAGCCAGGUCGUCCCGAAUGAGCGGAGGCCCAGCCGGGGGCGGCGCGAUGGAGUGCAAGAGCCUGGAGGGCGGGCAGAGCGACCUCAAGCUGGUGGCGCACCCGCGCGCCAAGAGCAAAGUGUGGCGCUACUUCGGCUUCGACACGAACGCCGAGGGCUGCAUCCUUCAGUGGAAGAAGAUCUACUGUCGCAUCUGCAUGGCCCAGAUCGCCUACUCGGGCAACACCUCCAACCUGUCCUACCACCUGGAGAAGAACCACCCCGACGAGUUCUGUGAGUUCGUCAAGAGCAACACGGAACAGAUGCGCGAGGCCUUCGCCAGCGCCUUCUCCAAGCUGAAGCCGGACCCCGCGCAGCCCGGCGGCACGCCUGAGACGGUGGCCGCCAAGGCCGGCGCGCAUGGCCACGAGAGCCGCAAGCAGCAGGAGCUGACCACCGCCGUCAUGGGCCUCAUCUGCGAGGGCCUCUACCCGGCCUCCAUCGUCGACGAGCCCACGUUCAGGGCGCUGCUGAAGGCUGCCGAGCCACGCUACGAGCUGCCGAGCCGCAAGUUCUUCUGCGGCAAGGCCAUCCCCGAGCGCUACGGCGCCGUGCGCGAGGCGGUGCUCAAGGAGCUGGCGGACGCCGCCUGGUGCGGCGUCUCCACCGACCUGUGGCGCAGCCAGACCCAGAACCGCACCUACGUGACGCUCUCGGCGCACUUCCUGGGCCGCGCGGCCCCCCACGGGCUGGCGGUGGGCUCCCGCUGCCUCAAGACCUUCGAGGUGCCCGAGGAGAACGCGGCCGAGACCAUCACGCGCGUCCUCUACGAGGCGUUCAUCGAGUGGGGCGUCCACGCCAAGGUCUUCGGCGCCACCACGGACCGCGGCAAGGACCUGGCCCAGGCCUGCUCGCUGCUGGACAUCCCGGUGCACAUGCCGUGCCUGGGCCAUACCUUCGACGCGGCCAUCCGCCAGGCCUUCCGGCUGCCCAAGCUGGGCGCGCUGCUGGGCCGCUGCGCCAAGCUGGUGGCCUACUUCCAGCAGUCGUCCGUGGCCAUGGUCAUGCUCCACGAAAAGCAGAGACAGCAGAACGCGGCCCCGUGCAUGCUGGUGAGCAACCGCGUGGCCUGGUGGGGCAGCACGCUGGCCAUGCUGCGGAGGCUCAAGGAGCAGCAGUUCGCCGUGGCCGGGGUCCUGCUGGAAGACACCAACAACCACCACCUCAUGCUGGAGGCCGCCGAGUGGGCCACCAUCGAGGGCCUGGUGCAGCUGCUGCAGCCCUUCCAGCAGGUGGCCGAGAUGCUGUCGGCCUCCAAGUACCCCACCAUCAGCAUGGUCAAGCCGCUGCUGCACAUGCUGCUGAACACGACGCUCAACCCCAAGGAGACGGACCCCAAGGAGAUCAGCAUGGCCAAGGAGGUGAUCGCCAAGGAGCUCGCCAAGACCUACCAGGAGAGCCCCGAGAUCGACCUGUUCCUCAACGUGGCCACCUUCCUGGACCCGCGCUACAAGAGGCUGCCGUUCCUCUCCACCUUCGAGCGGCAGCAGGUGGAGAACCGCGUGCUGGAAGAGGCCAAGGGCCUCCUGGAGAAGGUCAAAGAGGGCGCCUACCGCGCUUCCGAGGACAAGGCGGCCGCCCCGCCCGAGGAGCCGCCGCCGGCCAAGAAGCCGGCGCCCUCGCCCACCCCGCCUCCAGCCAGCGUCAUCAACGACAUGCUGGCCGAGAUCUUCUGCCCCACCGGGGGCGUGGAGGACCAGGAGGAGUGGCACGCCCAGGUGGUGGAGGAGCUCAGCAACUUCAAGUCGCAGAAGCCCCUGGGACUCAACGAGGACCCGCUCAAGUGGUGGUCAGACCGCCUGGCGCUGUUCCCCGUGCUGCCCAAGGUGCUCCAGAAGUACUGGGCCGUGGCGGCCACGCGCGUCGGCCCCGAGCGCCUCUUCGGCUCGUGCGCCACCGUGGUGAGCGCCAAGCGCAACCGCCUGGCCCCCGCGCACGUGGACGAGCAGGUCUUCCUGUACGAGAACGCGCGUGGCGGCGCCGACGCCGAGCUGGAGGACGAAGACGAGGGCGAGUGGGGCCUGGACCACGAGCAGGCCUUCGCGCCCGGCGAGGCGGCCCACGCCGGCUUCUUCGGCGUCAGGGACGGCAGCUUCGUGUAGCCGGGGCUGGGGCUGGCUCGCACCGGCAGGGCGGGGGCGGGUGCACAGCCGCGCGCUGCGGGGCGGUACCCUUCUGGAUGCUCGGCUGUUGGGACUAACGGCCCCGCCACCCCAGCGCGGACCGGCGCACUGCUGCUGGGAAUGCGGGAAUCGAGCAGAAGAGAGACACGGAUCUUUGUGGGGGUGUGUGUGUGUGUGUGCGUGCCCCAGAGGGGAGACGCGGACUCUGGGUGGUCCAGAGAAGGGAGACGGACUCUGGGUGUCUCAGACAAGAGAGACGGACUCUGGGUGGCCCCAGAGGACAAAAACGGACUCUGGGUGGUCCACAGAGAAGACAGACAGACUCUGGGUGUCUCAGCCAAGAGAGACGGACUCUGGGUGGCCCCAGAGGACUGAGAUGAACUCUGCAUGGUCCACAGAGAAGAGAGAGGAGGCUCUUGAGUGGUGCAAACCUGGUGAAAACAAGUGUUUGCUCUGCGGGGGGCGGCGGCUGUGGUGGGGAACCCCCUUGUAUUCCAGGAACGGGGAAAGAAAUGACUUGUAAAAACCGGAGGCGUCCGCCCAUCGGAUUACAAAUCAUCAACGCCCCCGACGCUAGCAUGGCCGGCGGGGGUGUUCUGACUCCCUCUGUUAAUUCCGUACCUGUAGUGUCCAUGUCCUCACGCCAGGGAGGGUUUGGGGUGAAUCAGAAACAAAUGGAAAUCAGGGGGCCGCUGAGGAAGAAAGCCCCUUCCGUGUUCCCCAAAGCCCACCUCCCCGUGAGCACCAUUUGCACGCCCCACCCCUGCCCCGGGCACCAUCCGCGGCUGUUAGCCCGGUCGGUCCGUAAAGGAACACGACUACCUUGUCAAUUACCAGGGAACCUGGAGACACGCUUUAGCCACCCGCCCUGUUUUCAAGGCGUGAUGGAACAUGUUACCCUUGAACCCGUAGUGCCAUCGCUUAUAAAAAAGCCGAAGAAGAAA